UUGUGUCUUGUCGUCACCGGUCCAGUAGGGUGGUCAGGCUGUCACCGGUAUCUCACCCUCUGUAACCGGGUUAAACCAGACACAACUAGACUUCGCAGCUGCAGGAGGCAAACUGAGCCGGUGAACCGUCCGUGUUCAUCCCGAAUGAGAUGGAGGGUCUCCGGUUCCGGCGGGUGAACAGACCGCAGGUCAUCACCGACGAGCUGCCGGAGCAGCACUACAAGUCCCACGGGUGAGAAACGGACCUGGAACCACGCUCUGACUACAUCCUGGUCCGGACACAUAAACCGAAAUACCAACAGUACCCAUGAUGUGCUGGUUCGGCCCCUCCGGCUCCGACACCGUGACGGCAGCUGGAUGUGUGAUCAGCUGAUUUGCGGUGCCUGGAUAACCGGAGGCUUUCGCGACACGCUUUAGUGAAGCCGAACUGAUCAGUAAUUCGAGUUGAUCACUACGGGUGUUUUUCAAAGAGUGACAGUGUUAUUUGGAGACUUCCGUUAGUAUAUGUCUUUGGUUGUCGUAGUUAUAGCAGCUGUUAACGUUCCUGCUGGAAUCCCCCCCAUUAUUUCAUUUAAUGUUAUUGUUUUCUUGCAGACAGAUUUACGGUGUGUAUUUUAAUAUUGCAAUGAAACACGUCUUUAGGAAUAAUUAAUUACGACAUUGUCGACAUCUGCUGUAACUACCCUAACAUUAGGGCUACUUCUGUAAGCGAAACACCCAGAGCUCUGCUGGCUUGAACUUGUGUAGUUAUCAAAUUAUCCCCACAUAGCAUGUUAAAAUGAAUACAAGAGACCAAAAUCACACACACACACACACACACACACACACACACAUUCUACUACCUCUGCUAUUGUAAAAAGUAAUAUGAUGUCUGGUUGAUUUGGUCAAAUGGGAGCUUACAAGAAGAGGAUCAAAGCCAGAACCUUGAGGAGCCCCAGAGAAAAUACUGUACAGAGGUCAGAGGUUAAAGUUUGAUGUUCUCUAGAGUGUUUCUGACUUCAUUUCCUCUCUAAGCACAUACAGCGGGAAGGUUUUCCAGGUGACUCUGCUAUCCUUGGGUGGAUUUCUGCUCCUUCCUCUCCUGGUCAUCAUCCUCAUCCUGGAGUCUCCCAUCCACCCCGAGGUCUUCAGGUGAGUCUGUCUUACCAGUCUACUCACAGGUGGACAGCUUCACCCCACCCAACAGCAGAGCCAGCACUCACACAGAGAACGGAGCAGUUCAAUGACUGAUACAAUGUAUGGAGCGUCAAGUGCCAGAAGAAGAGAAAUUCAUGUGCAUAUUUGUGUGCAUGCAUUUGAAUCCACAAGUGCAUCAAUUAUCUUUUAUACUCACAGAAUUGCACUUGGUUUAUUCAAUUCAAUUCAAACCACUUUAUUUAUCCCAAAAGAGGACAGUUCAGUUUGCAGUUUCACUCCAGGGCCCUGUUUGUGUGUUUUACGCAGUGGCCCAGCUGUUUGUUAAUAUGAGGCUGGGGUCACCCACUGAAGCAGUAGCCUAUGACUCCACCGACCACACAUCAUUUAUAAUGAAACCCGUGCAGCAACCAGGACUGAUAUAGAGCGCACCAGCGGCAGUCUGUGGGAGAGUGUCACCCUACCACUCACGGGAGAAAAUAGAGAAUUUUUUCUUUAUUGCACUCCAACCAAACUAUUUUUGAUCUCUGGAUAUGUGUUUUUUUUUUUCUUUUUUAUUCAUUUUCUGUGCCAGUCUCCCUGGUCGAUGCUGACUGAUGAAUGAUUAAGAGAGUGCAUUGACAGCAUGAAUUUAACUUUACCACAGAGUUCAUAAAAGGUUUUUGGUUGCUGAAGGUUUUUGGUACCGAGGACUUUUACGUGCAAAUAUUUCAUAAGUGAGAUCAAGUGUCUGAUGGAUCUCUGUGCUUUAACAAAGUCACAUUCAAAGAUAAUUACUAUUAUUUUCAAAAGUACUGGAGGAUUGAUCAAAUCAUGCUCUGUUGUAUUUCUGUGUAGUCAGCUGUUUGCUGUCAGUAGAAGGACUGAACACAGACUUACUGAUGGUUCACUUGGUCCUGCUGAGUUUUUGAACUCUGCUGCAGCUUUCUGAAUAUUUGCUGACUCUGCAACUUGUCCUGGUUAAUAAUUCAUCAGAAUAAACUUAUAAUGCAGAUCUGUGAGUGGGUCAGUUUAUCUAGACACUAAACCCCGACAUAGAAAAGUUUGGUUACCUGCAAAGCUGGGUGUGUAGAAAACAGAUUUAAUCAAAAAACGCAAAUCAAAUCUUAUUGCAGUGUUAUGAAUCAGCAGAAAAUGAGGACUAAUAUCAAUAUAAUAUGAGCUCUGCCUCUUCUGAGAUUAUCCAGGGCUGAAAUUAUUUCUUAAGUGACAGCUGUAGUUGUGAUAUAUGACUGGGACAUCUAUAUUACCUGUAGCAGUCUUUUUAACGAGAGACACGUCACAGUGUCAUUUCUACAGUUUAGUUCUCAAAGAUGUAUGUUGUAAUGUGCUGUGAAUUAAUGUCUUUCUUGGUUGUUAAAUGUUCUUGUGAAAAUGUGUUGUACAGUCUAAAGGAGCCUCCGAUGAUGAAGGGCUGCUGGGAGCCAAACCUGAAGCUCAGAGAGGCUCAGAGACUCUUGGAAGACCAUGUCAUCGGACCAGAAUCCAUUGCCAACAUUGGAGGUCAGAGUCUAGUCUGGUUCAAAUUAAAGUUUUUGAAUCAAUUUUAACGUUGAGUAAAUGUUUAUUUUAAAACUCCCUUGAGAAAUGUUUGAUUAGUGUCUGUGAUGUACAAAAGCAGGUAAAACCAUAAACAACAACAUAAACAGCCUUUGUUCAUUCCCCCACAGCAAACAUUCACAGUGAGUGGAAAGUUUUUACUCAAAGAAGACAACAGGAGAAGAUUUUUGUUUUUUGUUUGCAAAAAUAAACACAGACAGAACUAAGAAUAAGAAUAAGAGGAACUUUAUUGAUCCCCGAAGGGAAAUUCAAUUGUCUGUUGUCUCACAUGAUAUGUCUCUAAAGUUAUCUACUAUUUACACAAGAGCUAUAAAUGACCUAUUAUUUACACAAGAGUUAUAAAGUCUGAUGGCUGGUGGUACAAAAGAUCUUCUAAAUCUUUCUGUCCUGCAUCAAAGAGAGAGGAGCCGUCCACCACCAUUGGCCUUUUGGUCCAUCAAGGUGUUAUGAAGUGGGUGAUCCAUGUUCUUUAGAAUAGUCUCCACCUUCCUCAGUGUAGAUCUCUCCACUACAUCCUCCACUGAGUCCAGCUUGAGUCCUACCACAGAGCCAGCCUUUUUCACCAGUUUGUUAAGACGUCUUGCAUCUUUGUGUUUGAUGCUUCCUCCCCAGCAGACUGCAGUGUAGAACAGCACACUUGCCACCACAGACUGAUAAAACAUCUGCAGCAUCUUACUACAGAUGUCUAUUGAUCGGAGUCUUCUCAGGCAAAAGAGGUGGCUCUGCCCUUUUCUGUAGAUGAAGUCUACAGAAGUCUAUAACCAUCUCCUUUGUCUUUGUGGUGUUAAGGAGGAGGCAGUUUUUGUGACUCCAGUCACUGAAGGCUCUUAUUAGAUCUCUGUAUUCAGCUUCUUGUCCAUUUCUGAUACAUGCCACGAUAGCAGUGUCAUCUGAGUAUUUCUGGAUGUGGCAGGACUCAGUGCUGUAUUUGAAGUCUGAUGUAUACAGUGUGAACAGGUGCCAGCACUGUCCCUUGUGGAGCCCCUGUACUGCUCAUUAAUGUCCCAGAAACACAGCUCCCCAGCCUGACAAACUGUGGCCUUCCUGACAGGUAAUCUGCGAUCCAGGAAACACAGGAAGGAUCCACUCCCAUCUCUGUGAGCUUGUCUUUGAGUAUGGUGGGUUGGAUGGUGUUGAAUGCACUUGAAAAGUCGAAGAACAUGAUCCUCACAUAAACCCCAGGUUCCUCCAGAUGAGACAGGGCACGGUGAAGCAUGUAGAUGACAGCAUCAAGGACAGCAUCCUCGCAGGAGCUUUAAUACCAGUCCUUGAGCUCUUUUGAUGAACCUUAGGGUUGUAUUGAUUUUUGUGCCCCCUGAGGAGUAGAUUGUUUAUUUUUAUUAUUUAGCAAAAAAUCUACCUGCUUUCCCUUUUAUGAUAUCUUUGUUUUUUGUGGGUUCCACAGAAACAUCAGGAUCAAUUUUUAGUCUGUUUUAUAACUCACAGAAGUUCUCAACAGAAGCUUUAGGAUUAGAUUAUUUUAUUUCAACCUUGGCUUUCAACUUUGUCAGUUUCAAUUCGAUCUAAAGUGACUUUUAGUCCAUUUGAGUUUUGUUCAGUUUUUGGUGUGAUUUAGGUGAGUUUGUUUGUUGACCCUGACCUGAGUUAAGAGACCCUUGAAAGUGAGCUCACUCUGAAAGUUUAGUGGGUCAACUAGGAUUUAGUGACCCUAAUUGAGUGUAGGUUUGGUCAGAUAUUUAAAGUUACUGGUUUAUGAUUAGUUAUUUAUAACAAACACUGUUAUGGUUUUAGUCGACAUGGGUUAUUAGAGUAAAUUUCAUUUAAAAGUUUUGUAAAGUGAGGAGUUUAGGUUGAUAUUGUAAAGAGUUUAUUUUUGGUAAACUUGGUCUAAAUCUAGUCGAGUGGAGUUUGUUGUCAUGUUGAGUUCAUUUUCACUUAAAGGUUUAUUUAUUUAGGCUGGAUUAAGUUAAGAUGUUUGUUAAGUUAACUGAGUUAAAAUUUGAAGUUUGUUAAUUUUGUUUCACUGUAUUUUCAAAAUCAGUUUGGUGCAUUUAUGUAAGUUAAGCCUGUUUACACUUAAUACUUUAGUUAAGUUUAGUUGACUGACUUUACUCAAGAAGCUCGUUAAACUCUAUUUUAACCGCCACCAGUCCGCACACUCAUUCUCACACUCAUGUGCAGUUUGCAUCAAGUUCAGUCCAAUCUCAGUUAUUGAUUCAUACAUAAAGAGCAGUCUAAUUUAAAGUUAAGAUUACACUUCAGGUUGGUUGAGUUAAAGUUAAACAGUCUGUGAAUGUAGCUUCUGCUCACUGUUUUAAGAGUUUUAAGUUCAGCUACAAGACUGAUUUUAAGAAAAUUAUACAAGGCUGUCAUAAAAUCAUAAACAGUUUUCUCAUCUUUCACAAGAGAAGCAGCUCUGUUAGAUGAAGUCAAACAGAGACGUAGACUAAGGGCUGACAUGUUUGUCUCUUUGCAGAUGUUUUGUUUACUGGAACAGCUGAUGGGAAGAUUGUGAAGGUGAUUGGUCGGAGGAUUCUCACAGUGGCCAGACUGGGGAAACUGCCUUGUGGUGAGAAACCAUUAGGUUUAGUUCAACUGCAAACACUGUUUGAUUUUUAAUUUUGGGUUUGUCUGUCUGACUGUAAACCGGCUGAGAUUCCGACUCUGGUAUUUCCUCUCUGUGGUUUCACUCUGAUUGCCUCAUUCUGGAGUUUUAACAUUCAGUCAGUUCCUCAAAGACAGAGUGACGGUUUACAGCAGGAAUAUGUUACAACCUGCUCUGACUCUCUGAUCCAUUUGGUCUCAUCAUCUAACAGCUGAGCUGCUGCAUGAACAACCCCAAACAGAGGACUGAGAGAGAGAGAGGGAGAGAGACACUGUCAGUCCAGAUAAAACCUGAAGCUUUAAAGAAAUUUGAACACAGAGACAGGGUUUUAUUGUCAAACAGGAAGUCAGCUUUAGGGUGCAAAGAGACAGUGGCUAACAGGGUUCAACCUGCUGUGGCUUUAAUUUUCAUGUCUUAUUCAGGCAACUUUAUAAAGUAAAACUCUUCAUAAGGUACAAAGGUUACAGCAUACACUCACUAUGAACAGUCCCCUGUUUCCCAGUCUGUCCCUGUCCAUCAACCCCAGAUCUUUAACUCCUGGAAGCUACUUUUAAAUUUCAUGUUGAAAUCUCAUCUAUAAAUACACUGUGCUUUUUUCUCUGGCUAACUUUCCCGCUUUCUUUACCUCAUUGUGGUUUAAUUUGUUUUUGUGUAUUUUUGAUCAUUGUUUUUUAAACUGAUGAUGUUGUAAAAUGCAAAUAAGACCAGCAAGUGUUUUCAGAAGUAGGAUUAUCAUCCACAUCAACCACAUCUGCUCUAUCCACUAUCCUUCCCUCCAAGAUAAAAGCACAAAAAAACAAAAAUUUAGUAUAUAAUUUGAUGUAAUAUCCACAAUAUUCCUGCUCUGUGCCUAAUACAAUCACAGCAUCCCUUAAACAGGCUGAGUUAGAAGAAAUGAUAGCUACAAUAAGUUCAUAACCCUCUCUGCCCCCAUACUUUUAUACAUUUUCAUCCAUGUACUUCCUAAUGUAUGCCCAUGACAAAAACACAACCACCCACCAUUAUGUCACCAUUAAUAACUAGGUAAGAUCACAUUUUAUUGGUCACAGAGGAGAAAUUCAGUAAUUGAAGAAACACAGACACAGUAAGCAACAACAAGAGUAAGAGUAGAAAAAAGAAAGAAAUCCCAUUCAAGUCACAGUAGACUGAAGAGAAAAUAAAACAUGAUAAAUUAAUGGUACACACAGCUUUUUUGUGGUAGUAUGAUAUGACAAAUCCAAAGUAACAUACAAAGUGUGUGUUCCCAGGGUCCAGAGAAGAGGAGCCCAGCUGUGGGAGGCCAUUAGGGAUCAGGAUCGGACCAAAUGGGACUCUGUUUGUAGCAGACGCUUACCUGGGUGUGUUCGAGGUCAACCCCAUCACAGGUGAGAGAGAGAGUGAGAGAGAGAAAGGAUCCUGUACACAGAGUAUGAGAGUCAUUAUUCGGUCUUUUAUUCCCCUGCUCACACAGACCACAUGAGGAAAUUAACACAUCAGCAGGCAGCACUAAAACAAACUAAAACUAAAAAAAUAAAACUAAAACAGCUUCAAACAAUUAAGAGAAAAAAUCUUUGAAAAGGGUUUAAAGUCCCUGUUUUUCAUGUUCAGUCACUGUCAGUGUGAGCGUCCACCUCGGAGAUCUAAACAAGCAGCCACUAACACAUGGCUGAGUGCAUUUGAGCGUCAUUAGAUCCCUCUUUAUUACAGGUCAAAAUCAGCUCCUUCCGUGAGGUCAUUUAUUAAGAUCUGCCCUCUUGUCAGUAUUACUGACAGCAAUCACUUUAACUGGCUGACACGCACACACACAAGGAACAUUCCUCAUAAUAAGUAUGUAUUAAAUUAGAAAAGACAGCAAAUACAUCAGGAAUAAUACAGGGUUAGUAGGGAGACUAGAUCCUAGUAUGAAGUAAAGGGCUGCAGUCUCACCCUGUCAGGAGUCUAAUUACAGUCAGUAACAUACUGACACUGAAGGUGACUGACUUUUGUCAGAGCAUAUGAGUCCAUACCUCCCAACACUCCCGUUUUUCCCGGGACUCUCCCAUAUCUCAGACCUAUCUCCCACCCACCUCACGUAUUGUCUUUUCUCCCGGGAAUCUCCCAUAGUGUGAUGGUCCACGUUCAUUCAUUAAUCGGAUCACUAUAUUUGUCCAAAGUUGCCAGGUUUCCAGACGACCAAAGAUUGUCCUGUGUUUCGGCUGAGCCUCACAGACACUGGAUUGAUACUUUUACUGAACAAUUUGGGAUGAUUCAGGUCAGUUUAAGCUGUAAACUAUAUAUAAACAGUGUUUGGUGCAAAAUGAACACUUCAAUGAAAGGGAAACAACCGUGAGAUAUAAUAUUUACGUUGAUAGUCUUUCACUGUCUCGAAGUGAUGCAUUCAGGGCAGCCUCAGUUAAAAGAGUGCUGUAUUUCACACACAGAUGUUCAGAGAGCCUCAUACAGGAAAGCAUGUAAACAUAUGAGGACUUAAACACCAAUAUUAGUGGACUAAAUAAGUUCAAGGUAUAUUGUAGCUAUUAUUUUUUUAUUACCAUUUGUUAUUGUAAAAACGAAAAAGUGUACAGCUUCACUUAUACUUAUUUGAAUGAGCAAUUUAAUUACAAAUACUCUCAUAAUUAGCUCAUAUUCACCAAACAAGGUAACCCCAAAACUGAGGAAUUUUUGAGUACCAGCAUAACAGAUAUCUGCAAACUUCCAAACUUGUGCAUCCUUCCAUUUCAUCUGUGUGUGUCUGUUGCCACCUGUGGAUUGGGUGAGUUGCAGCACACUGACCAGCAGCUUUGUAGGAGUUUGUUCAGCUGAUGUUCAUGCUUCUCUUCCUCACCUCAAACUCCUGUUUUGUUUUUCUGCAGGUGAAGCAACCAGAUUGGUGAAGGGGGGCGAGGAGGUUGCCGGCAGGAAGUUGUCUUUCAUCAAUGACCUGGCAGUGACUCAGGAUGGGAAGAAGGUGUACUUCACAGACUCCAGCAGCAGGUGGCAGCGCAGAGAGUACCUGAACCUCAUCAUGGAGGCCACGGCUGACGGGAGGUUUGCUGAACUAGUUCCUUUAAAACUUUUAACUUAUCUAAUGUAUCCUUAUAAUAGUCAGCUGUUUUAAAUUUGCAAAUAUUGAUCCUGUUCACUGACACUUUUUAAAUGAUAACCUGCUUUUUUUCAUAAAUUUAAAUAUAAUUCACAUUAGCAGCUAAACGUAAAUUAAAAUAAUUACAAUUAUCAUUCUGAAAAAAUGAUUUGAUGUAAAUAUUGUCCUUUUUUUUUUCUUACCACAGUAUGUGUUUAUGGCCCAGUCAUGUUGAAUCAAUGAAUAGAUUUUUACACCAGACAAAUACUAUGAUGAUACUUACUUAUAACCCAUAUUAUGUAAUCGCUAAGUUCCAGUUAAUAUCUUAAAUUUUUUUUACUUUUCUUUUUAAUAUGCAUCUUCCCUUUUUGGUUUGACUUUUAUUUGAACGUAAAAGAAUAUCAUCCAUGAGCGUACCUGUCCCACUGUAAAAUAAUUCAAUAUUAAAUGUCAGUUAAGUUCCUGGCAUUUAGAUAUAUGUACGUUUAAUCUGACAUUGUUCUGUAAAGAAAGUUGUAAUUUCCUGCUGAAUUAUCACACGAAAAGUCCUGAGGUAAAAACCAAAGGUAUUGUUAAAUUGUGUUUUCAGAGUAUUGGAGUACGACAAAGAGAGCAGGGAGCUGACUGUGGUGAUGGAGAACCUUCGCUUUCCAAAUGGGAUACAGCUGCUACCGGACGAGGAGUCUGUGCUAGUGGCUGAGACCACGAUGGCCAGAAUACGCAGGUAACACACCUGUCUCACCUGAAACAUCUCUACAAGCAGAUUAUGGGUUCUGCUGGGCUAGUAUAAGACUUGGAUUGACAAAAUAAGAUGUUUUUGUUUUUUUUUACCUUGAAUUGAUCAGAUUCUAAGCUAAUGCGCUGCUUUUUAAUGUGAACAUUGUUCUUUGUGAAAAUACCAGCGUAUGACACUUUUGAAAAUAAUCUUUAUUAUCACGAUGUGCCUAAUUCUUUUUUUUUACAUAUUCUGUAAACUGAUUCUUAUUCUGCCAAAUAUUUUCGAUUCCCAACUCCUUCCACAUCAUUUAACCUAAAACUUAAAAUUGUAGUACUUUGGGCUGACUGUCUCUCUCACAGUUAUGUACCUUUUUUCAGUAAGGUUCAGCUCAUUCAAAUGCUUGUCCGGGAUGUUUAAAAUGUUCAAAUUUCAACAAUUUUCAUGACUUUGAAAUUCACUCAUACAGUCACAUAGAAUUUUAACUGCCCUUAAAAUAUUCACAACACUUUUUUAGUGCUUUUUUUUUUAAACAGUGAUUUCCUCAAAGUCUUUCAGCUUUUCAGCCAUUAAUACAUUUAAUUUUGUAUUUAAUUUUUAAUUAAAAAACAAAACAAAACUGGUCACUCAAACUCCCAUGAGUUUGGGUUGAUUUUUGCACAGAGUAAAACCCUCUUUUCUUUUUGCUAAUCUUAUUCUGUUAACUUAAGAAAAUAUGUGGACCCCCUCUUUUAGAGAAUGAAAAAUUUUAUUCAUUGUGAAUCUUUGCUGGGAGAAACAUGCAUGAGUCCUGCCAAUCACACAGUGAGACACCUGCCCCCUCACAGAGGUGACAGCCUUUAAAAUCACUCUUAGAUUUAGGGUCAAACCCAAUUGUCACUCUUUCCCUUUCCCCUCUGUCUUACCUCUUUGUCUAACCCUUCCCCUUGGCCCUCAGAACAGAGGGCAGAGGGGAAGGGCUGAAAACAGGCUUCUAAGAAACUAGAGGCCACUCGAGUCCCACUACAUCAUCAUUCCUUACCAUUUGCAGUGAAUUUGUCACCUGAGUCUGACAUCAGCAUAGCUAUCAAUAGAUAUGGCUUCAUUAGAUAGCUCGUCAUUGCACGUCGCGCAAUUUUAAAAUGCAAAAAAAUCAAAUUAUCGCUAAUAUUUCCGUGGAGUAGCAAAGGAUUGAAUAUCUGAUAAAAACAUUAAGUGUCAUUACUAUAAAAGUCAUAUCAAAAUCUUACCCCUUGCUUUCAAGUGAGGUCCCAGUUUGUUUUCAUUUCUAGGGCUCUGUACCCCUUGUCCAUAGCCCUUCCCCUUAACCUUAGGGAGAAUUGGGACACCCCUUCACUUGACGUGAACCUGCAAAACCGAGGGCUAAGGCGUAAGACAAGGGCUAAAGGGUAGAGUUGGAAUUGGCCCCCAGUUAGCCUUGUCUGAUGAUUUCUCUUUAACAGGUUAUAGAAAGGCACCACAUUAAUCCCAGUUUGUGACACGAGCAGUAAAAAACUCCUCACACUAGCUUUAAUCACUCUGUGAGUCAUAUGCUGUCUCUUUUAUCAGGGUCCAUGUUGCUGGGCUAAAUAAAGGCGGGAUGGACACAUUCAUGGACAACCUGCCCGGUUUCCCUGACAAUAUCCGCCCCAGCUCGACUGGAGGUUACUGGGUGGCCAUGUCUGCAGUGAGACCAAACCCUGGCUUCUCCAUGCUGGACUUCCUGUCCCAGAGACCCUGGAUCAAGAAAUUCAUCUUUAAGGUAAAAACUACCAGGACAGAGACACCAGGGGCCUCAUUUAUCAACCGUGCGUAUGCACAGAUGUGUGCUUUAAGAGUGCGUACGAACAUUCCUGCGCAAAGUCUGGAAUUUAUCAACCUGUACUUGUGCUUAGGAACGUGCGUAAAUUUAAGCACAACUCUGACCAUGCGCACACACAAAACCUAGUGGUAGGACAGUAAAACUACAAAUAGAACCCAUUAAAGGAGUCACAGCGUUCCGCAAUCUCAAACUUCACACAUGUUCCCAUUGCUUCUAUACAAAAUUUAUCCAUUAGUAAUUUAGCAGACAUUUUGAAUGAUUGGUGAGACAAGCUAUAAAAAUCUGCUGUGACAGGACAACCUCACAAGAAGUCUUACAAGUACAAUUAUUUUGCGCUAUUGGAGGACUUGGAGAAGCGUCUGCUCCUCCGCUGGGAGCACGUUUUCAAAGAGCGUGCUGAUCUGUUCAGUGGGAACUCGGAGUGGAUUCUCAGCAGGUACCGCUUCCCCAAAACAUUUUAAUGGAUUUACGCCGUGAUUUACUACCCGUGUCGGAGUGAGAAACAAAACGCACCAAAGCCAUCCCAGCGCACAUCCAGCUCCUGUCCACCCUAACCCGAACAUUUCAGCAUGAGAUUUGAGACAUAUGCGAUAUUUCGCAGCCAACGCUAAACAGAAUCAUGCCGGCAGAGUUGGCUGUAAUAAUUUCUCUGGCCUCAAUUUACAUCCAGUUCCCAAACACACAUCAGCAACAAGCCGAAAUAAAACGAGGAUUUCACGCCAUCGCCGGAUUCCCAAACAUAAUUGGAGCCAUAGAUUGCACCCACAUCGCAAUAAAAGCACCUUCACACAAUAAAUUCAGAUUCGUCAACAGGAAAAGAUUUCAUUCAAUCGAUGCACAAAUAAUCUGCGAUGCACAUUUGUUUCUGUUAAACGUUGUUGCCCGGUGGCCUGGAGGAACGCACGACUCAUUCAUUCUGCAGAAUAGCGCUGUGAGUCACAGAUAUAUACAGAAUAUAUAUUUUUGUGAAGAGCAAAGGAGAAAAAGUGCUUUACAGUCAGUUAUUCUACACCAAAUAACCCUUCCUCCACCUGUCUUGUGUCUUGUUGACUUGAUACUCCAAAACUAUGCUUAAAAACAAUUCCAACUCUUUGUCAGUCCACACAAACGAACUACACAGCGCUUUGUUUCAUGCUUGGGGAAGUGAUAAGGAGAAAGGGAAGCUUGCUCUGAUUGGAUAGAAUAGCAAAUACGACCAACUACAGUUCUGGCAUGCUUAUAACCACGGUCAAUAGCACACUAAUGUGGUUUUUGCGUGGAUGGGAUUUUAUUUGAAAAGGAUGUUGUGUGUACAUGACUUUUAUUAUUUUAAAUGGAGGGGGUUAGAUAUUUGUUAAUAAAUAUACCUGGCUACUUGUAUACAAGACCGAAGGGGUUCAUACUGUGAUGCCCAUAUAAGGUCAUGUAGUGCUCAUGCCAUGUUGGAGGUGUUUCUUGCUGAUUUCCCUCUGCACACCAGUGCAUCAGUUUGGUUUGACUUGGUUUGGUUUGGUUUAAUUUGUUUGGUUCAGUUCGAUUUGGUUUUGGUUCAGUUCAGUUUGGCUUGGUUUGGUUUGGUUUGGUUCAUUUUGGUUUUGUUCAGUUUGGUUUGGCUUGGUUCAUUUUGGUUCAUUUUGGUUUGGUUCAUUUUGGUUUGGUUCAGUUUGGUUUGGCUUGGUUCAUUUUGGUUUGGUUUGGUUUGGUUUGGUUUGGCUUGGUUCAUUUUGGUUUGGUUCAUUUUGGUUUGGUUCAGUUUGGUUUGGCUUGGUUCAUUUUAGUUUGGUUUGGUUUGGUUUGGCUUGGUUCAUUUUGGUUCAGUUUGGUUUGGUUCAUUUUGGUUUGGUUCAGUUUUGUUUGGCUUGGUUCAUUUUGGUUUGGUUUGGUUCAUUUUGGUUUGGUUCAGUUUGGUUUGGCUUGGUUCAUUUUGGUUUGGUUUGGUUCAUUUUGGUUUGGUUUGGUUUGUUUUGGUUCAGUUUUGUUUGGUUCAGUUUGGUUUCUUUUGGCUUGGUUUGGUUCAGUUCAGUUUGGCUUGGUUCAGUUUUGUUUUGUUUUGUUUUGUUUUGUUUUGUUUGGUUUGGUUUGGUUUGGUUUGGUUCAGUUUUGUUUUGUUUGGUUCAGUUCAGUUUGGGUUGGCACAGUUCGGUUUGGCUUGGUUCAGUGUUGUUUGGUUUGGUUUGGUUUUGUUCAGUUCGGUUCAGUUUGGUUUGGUUUGGUUUGGUUUUGUUCAGUCACCAAAAUGAUAAGUGUGUAACUUCCCCAGGACCUUGGGCUGGACCAAACAACUGGACCAUGGUUUGACCAAAAGAGGUGGUCUUGGUCGGACCAAACUGAACCACGGCCUGGUUCAUGCCCAGUGUGAAAGCAUUACUUUGAAAGGUCUUGACCUUUGUACCAAAGACAGGAAAUGACAUGUGUCCAUUUUUAUGUGUAAUAAAGAUUGUCCACAAAUCGGAAAUUUUACAAUUUUGUUGAUACCUCACUAUUGACAGCUUAUCUUUUCAAGAGUUUUACGACACAUACUUUCUUUCCAGAUCCAGUGUUACAGUGGCUCGUAGGAUUGUAUACUUUCUGCUCCUUUCCUGUUGUCGAUGAUGAAGUUGUUGUCUAAUUAUAAAAUUUGUAAGCGAACUCGGACCAGCCUCAUGUUCAGCUCAUUCCUUAAAUAUUCUAAUUUGGUUUAAUCUAAUUUAAUAAAGAAUUAUUUCUUUUUUAACUUAAUACAUGGUGUGUGUCUUUCCUUUUUGUUGUGACUGCCUGAGCCAGGUCAUGACAAUACACAGAUAACUCAGGACUUCCAGAUGUCAAGACAAAAUUCUUGCUUAGGUCUCCAGAGAAAGACAAUAUCAUGACCUAAAAUGUUAGCCAGGUGCUCAGGAGGCCAUUAGAGGAUAAACAAUUUUACCCCACCAUCAUACUUCUCAAUGUUACAACAUCCUGCCCUGAAGCAGCAGUUCACAAGCUCCCCAUGACUUUUUGAAAAUUUGCCAAAGGGCUGGCAGGGAAAGGCCAGAAAAAGUCAGGGUGAAAAUUUUGACUGUUUGUGUUCAUGCAUACAGUUGCUCAGCCUGAAAAACCCCUGAUUUGAUAUCGUAGAGAAGUUAAUAAAUGUGGUGUGGACAAGAAAAAACAUUCAGAUGCAGAAAAAGAAGUUAUUUUAGGUGGAGUGGAAUGAAGUCUGAGCCUAUGUCUUACAGUCAGAGCCUGUACUGGGUGUCACACAAGGAAGCUCUUACUGUAUUUGUGGAGGGUCAGAGGCAACAGAACAACUAAAACAAUAAUGAAUGUCAGUUUGCCUGUGAAUUUUGUUCUGCUCAGCCUUCAUGAAUAAGACCCAAUGUGUAAAAACAAUACUUGGCUCGGGAAAAUGUCCCAGAAGAACAACCACAGUAUAUUUUUCAUGCAAAUAAAGCCCUCAGUUUUUCUUGUCCCUGGGUAUUUUAGGCUUACAUCUGUGUGACUUAUACAACAAAUCUGAGAUGUGUGGCUUACAGGUCUAAAAGCUUUCAUGUGUUGACAUACAUGCCCAAGUUAGCCCAUUCUGAAGCCAUCACACUGCCAAAACACUUACUGUGCUUGGGUAGGAUACAGUCAGCUGUGGAACCAUUCAUCUUUAAGCCAGUCUCAAACCUUUACUUCACUCUCACCCUCUCCCCUCUCCAGCUCUUCAGUCAGGACGUGCUUAUGAAGUUCGUCCCUCGGUACAGCCUGGUGGCGGAGCUCCAUGAUGGGGGGGUGUGCACACGGAGCUUCCACGACCCUAAUGGCCUGGUGGUGGCCUAUGUCAGCGAGGUCCACGAGCACGACGGGAGUCUAUACCUGGGUUCCUUCCGCUCACCGUACAUUGCCAAACUGGACCUGAACAAGGUUUAAAACAACCCGGGGAAGGAGAAAUGAGCACAUGGACAGAGAUCAGGGGCUCUGUCUGACGUCUGACAGUGAAACACAGGGAUUUCAUGAACAGGAAGUGGAAGAGGAACCAUGAGGAUCUGAAGGCCAGUGGGUGACAGCUCUGUUUCACAGAGACACUUAUCUACAGCUUAUUGAGGGAAACCUUCACAGCCUCUAGAGACAAUCCGCUACGGUGCACGAUUGAUCUUGUUUCCGUGUGUGUGUGUGUGUGUGUGUGUGUGUGUGUGUGUGUGUGUGUGUGUGUGUGUGUGUGUGUGUGUGUGGAUGCAUGCGUGAAGGGUCGUGUUGCUGUUAUUUGUGGGUCAGGGUUAGGAUUGAGACUUCAGAACUUUUUGGCAUCGAAGUCUCCUGUCAGGUUCUGAGACUCAUCAUCCAAUGACAAGACCGACUCAGGCCACUAACCGUCAUUGUGUUGAUCUAUUAAUAAAAAAUAAAAUUCAUAUCAGAGACAUACGAUAAAGACAAUUUAAUCCAGGACAAGUUUUAAGUUUCAUUCCUGAGUUUUUUUGGUCACCAAACUUGUUGCCUCCCUUUUUUUGUCCAUUAUUUGUCAGAUGAAUCAUGUUUUUUAUGUUUUUGAUCAGACUGUUCUCUGAUUUUCUUCAAUUUUAGGCUGUUGUUGUAGGACUGCUAGUGUAGAGUAAAAAUAAACACUUUUGCCUCUUUUGGUCAUUGAAGAAAAGUGAUUACUUGAAGUAUUGAUGAAGGAUUCAUUUCAUUCGGCGCUUAAACUGAGGCACUUUAUGGCAACUGACUAGAAUUGUUUAAAAAUGUACUCAGCAAUGGCAGGCUGGUUGGCUCGUGAGCUUGUUAGCUUUCAGUUGGAGUCCCACGUUCACUAACUUGCUGUGUCAGUUUAGCCUUGUGGGUGUUACAUCUAGCAGCUAACACAAGGCUUUUUUAUUAAUGCUAGGUUUGAAUAGUUUUAUGCUCUUUACUAUACCUCUCUACCUCUGCUGCUAACAAUGUAUGCCGGGUUGUCCUCUGUUAACACAUUAAAUGUUAAUGUCUGCCAUUUUCAUCUGGUAUGAUAGGAAAAACUAGUAACAAGAGUUUAAAAUGUUCUGUUUAAACAGAAACACUGUGAGGGCUUGUGUCCAAACAGAAUAAGAGCGACUAAAACAGAGGCUGAGUCAUUUCCCCUGGAUUCUUAACACCUUACAUGGUCAGCUGAAAUCAGAGGGAACUGAAAUCAGAGGAGCUGCUGUUUCUGUCUGAUUUUCCACUCAUCCAAAAAACCUUUACAAAUAACUAACACAACCAGAGCUGCUCCUUCAAAUUAUUUAAGGGCCUGUGUCCACUAACAGCAUUUUUUGUGCUCUCAGAGCCUCCCUGCAGCCCAUAGUUUACCAAGCUAAUAUAGCAAUGUGCUUGUUAGUCAUUUUCUGAAUAAACAUGAUAAUGACCUCAGAUUAAUAAGAAGGUUCUUUACACAAAUCUAAUCCUUAUAUUUAUCAUUUAUAAAGCUUUAUUAUUCAAUACAUUGAUAUGGCUUUAUAAAACUUCUUAUAUAUGGAAAUAAGCAUUCAUAACAGCUUAUAUUGUAAUGAGCAGUGAACAUUAUGUCUUCAGUGUAUCAUUAAUAAUGUUUCAUGCAUAACACAAAACAAAUAACAGCAUCUUUUGAAUUCUGGGUUUAAUAACAGAUUAUAACACAAACAGUGUAUCCAGUUAUGAAGCUUUGCAGAGGAACCAUUCUUUGUAUCUCAAGAUGUGAUAACUUCUGUGAUACUCAAAUGGCAGAAAAUAUUAUAAAUACUUAAAACAUGCUAAAGCAUGACUUAGGCGCUUUAAGUGCUUGAACCGGACAAGGUAGUUAGUAAUUAUAUAAACAUGCAACCCAUGUUUAACAACUUAUGAACUGUAUUUUGAAGCUUAGAAUAAAGUUUAAGAUAAAAACACAUCAAAGAAUGAUCAUACUGAUUUUCUUUUUUUUUGAGAACUUUUUAUCAAACUUACUCAGAGGUUUUUCAAUCUUCUCUGUCCAAGACAGAGCUUAAACCUGAAAUAACAGCUGUUUUUUAUCUGUGCUGAAUAUGCUUCACUUGAUUAACAUUUCAUUUUUGUGUACAGAUUUAACUUUUGUGUUGUAAAAUAAGUGUGUACAGGCAACUUUGAUUUAUUGGCACCAGUGGGUCUUUGUGCUUUCUCUGAUACAUAAUACUUUUAGCCAAUUAUCUCCUUUAUUUUUUCCAGUUUAAGGUGAAUAGAAGAAUCCUUUGAAAGUCAACAGUGCUGUCCCUUUCCAAAGUUUACCCUGGGACAUUGGCUUUCAUUCUCCUCUGUUUAUUUUUGAAAGAAAUGUUUUUGUUUUACUCUCUGCCUGUCAUGAGUCCAUCAUGAAGUUAUCAGAUGAUUAACUUGGCCUGAAAAUGUAAAAAGGCCACAAACAGUCCCCUUUCAGCUCUGGAUGGAGAUUGGGGUUUUUCUUGUGUUUGUUGUUUUAUAAAUUUACUCAUGUCAUGAGAUUUAGCGUCUUUUAAACCAGAUGCCAAAAUAGUUCCUGUUUUUUCACUAAAGUUUGGACUCUGUUUUAGCUCGUAGGACAUUUCUGGGCUACUGUCUGCAGUUUUUCCUCUGAAUUUAAAAUUGUAAAUGUGUGUUCAUUCAGACUCUUCCCUCCUCAGUCUCUGAUAACAGGCUUGAUGUGACUGAGCACUCUCUCUUUCUCUCUGUUUUUUUAAUUUUAUUUAUUUUUAUAAAUGAACCAGUGUUGCAGCUUUCUCAGCGACUUCUAAAUAAAAUCCAAAUAAAACCUUCAGCUUUGACUUUAUCUGAACACAAACAUCUUCCAGUGAUUAACUCCAGUGUCCCUCUGAGGUUGGUUUAUGACUGGUUUGUGAAUGCAGUCUGGUGUCUUUGGAGUGAGGCAUGUUAAAUCUGGUCCUGCCUCAAAGAAAUAUCUUCUUGUUGAAUAAAAAUUUUGAUUUCUGUAAGA
Messenger RNA from Xyrichtys novacula (pearly razorfish), 17642 nucleotides. The record is from the annotation of a GenBank genome assembly. NCBI's taxonomy places the organism in Eukaryota, Metazoa, Chordata, Actinopteri, Labriformes, Labridae.